UCAGGCCAGAGGCUUAGCUGCUGCAAUUUUGCUUCCACGGUGGGCGUGUGGUCCGAUACCAUCUAGGAACAAUUUUCGACUGAAUUCUGACAACGUUACGAUUCAAACUUGUGAACUUUGACAACCGCCGACCUUGACUAUAUUAUGGACAGGCAUACGCUAUCUUGUGGCAGCAGCCUCUUGAGCCGUCGUUCACUGCAGACCAGCUGCGCUGCGGCCAGUCGGCAAUGUCUCUCAGUAGGACCUCGGCAGCUACGCGCUUCUCGCGCACCGGUUCCACAGCAUCUUCAACCAAGCGAGGUUGAUGUCCCUCGGGCUUACGUGCAAUCUGGAGGGGCAAUUGUCCGACCACCAAAGCCGACUGGAAAUGCGGUCAGCGACCUCAUUCACAAGCUCAAACUUUGCUUCAACAUCUUCUUCCCAGCAAAGCCUAAGGAUGUUACUCCCAAGGAAGAGGUCAAGCGGCGGCUAAAGAUGGUUCUGGUUGCUGACCGGUGUGGUAUGAGCCCCGGCUCGCUAGGCGAGCUCAAAAAGACGAUUGCGAAGGCCUUGCAAGACUUCGUGGACAUCGAGUCGGAGGAGGCGAUCGAGGUGCAAAUUAGCGACGACCCUGGCUUGGGCACGGUAUACUGCGUGGCUAUCCCCGUGCGCCGCGUUAAGGCGGAGACCCGGUUUGCCGCGGACGGGAUGCUGGAGGAUGGCCCUGACGGCGUCAUGCUGGAGUGGGACCCCACCGACCUGCACUCCGACCCAUCCAGCCGCUUCCCCAUGGGCUGCUGAGAGGUGCCCUUGCUCGCGGAUUUGGAGGUCCGAGGCGCCCGUUGCAGUGCCCUGGCCUACUAGCAUGCACGUACAGAGGGCCAUAUGGGCCUGCCAUGUGUUGUAGACCUGGGCGCCGGCGUGAGCGGCCUCAGCGCAACAGCUGCCUGUAAGCAUAUAACUUAAAGGAGAGCUCAUACAAAGACUUUGGGGCCUGGUUUGUGGUUGUGUGAGGUGCAAGGGUUUACUUGAAUUGACCCGGACCUACAUGCUGUUCAUGGUUGGCCAAACUGCUAUUCCUUAUCAAUGCGACCUGGGGGGACACGAAAGACGUUAGGUGCGAUCCAUGACAGACGCAUUUGUUUCCACUUGAGGGUGCGGUAUUGGGGCGUACAAAAGGCUGCCUGUAGGCAUUAACAGCCCGAGGGUCUCGCCCCAUGGGUGAUCCGGCGCGUGGGUGUUUUUAGACCUUGUACCUCCUAUCUAUGUUUGACGAGGUUGUAGCCAGAGCUUCCCUCUUUUUCGUAAGAUUGUCUUUGCUGUUGUCCUGUCCCUCGGCCUAUUGCACUAUAGGGUGACCGUUUUCAGGGAGCAUGUCUGGCGGGGGUCUUGUCGGGAUUGCACGUGCUUGCAUUAUGCACUACGCAUUCGCUUGAACCAUGGUUCAAUUGUUGUUCUGGGGUUAGGCAGUCGCGCGGCUGGCUUGGUGCCAGCAGGGGUGAGAGUAUUGACAUGCAUGCGCUUCCGGAGGGUAGCGUAGGUGCGUGGUGGCCGUCAGGGUGGCCGUUGUACAUUAUUGCUUCUCGCUCAUGUUGCCAGGGGCGCAUGGCCCGUUAAAAUGUUAGCCAGCUCCAUGUAGCGUACACUUAUAAUCAUUCCUAUAGCACACUGCACAAAGCCUGUGCAUAGCGCGACUCGCAUACCGGCUGAAUUCCACAUGAACCAGCUUUUUGCCCAGUGUACUGGCUCGCUGCCCGACGAAAUGCAAUAAUAGUGUAAAGUCUAACCUUACGCUAAAUGACUUGCCACGAAAUCGUUUACGCAACGCUGUCCGUUUAAACUAUCAGCUGGAUGCAGAGCCUUAACGAACAUGCCCAGCAGAUCAGCUCCGCAAUACAGCUUCACGUUCGCCUUUCUGCUGAGGGCGAUGCUGUUCUGCGAGCAUUGCAGGAUAAGCUGGUAGCGCUUAAUCGGAAGCUGGUGCCCAUCCAUACGCGCGCCACAGCUUUGACUUUGGCUGAAAACAAUAUUACGAGGACCAAAGCAGCAACUAAUGAACUGUUGCAGCAAAUUGAUGCAUCUCGCAAGGU
Molecule: messenger RNA, 2069 nt
Organism: Astrephomene gubernaculifera
Lineage: Eukaryota; Viridiplantae; Chlorophyta; Chlorophyceae; Chlamydomonadales; Astrephomenaceae
Source: the annotation of a GenBank genome assembly